Messenger RNA from Cyclocybe aegerita, 1071 nucleotides. The record is from the annotation of a GenBank genome assembly. Lineage: Eukaryota; Fungi; Basidiomycota; Agaricomycetes; Agaricales; Hemipholiotaceae.
AUGUCUCUCUGGGUCGAUGCGUUCCGACCCCGGACUCUCGAUGCUCUCCAUUACCACAAAGGCUUAUCAGAACGCCUAAAGUCUCUAGCAGCAUCCGGAGACUUUCCUCAUAUGCUAUUCUAUGGACCUCCCGGUGCUGGCAAGAAGACACGCAUUAGCUGCACCCUCCGUCAGUUGUUUGGACCUGGCGCGGAGAAGCUCAAAAUCGACCAACGGGUAUUUCUGUCGCCUUCAAAGCGAAAGCUGGAGAUCAACAUCGUUCAGAGCAACUACCAUAUCGAAAUCACACCCAGUGAAGCGGGGAACUACGACAGAGUCGUCAUCCAGGAGCUGCUGAAGGAAAUAGCUCAGACCCAACAGGUGGAUUUGGGAGCGAAACAACGGUUCAAGGUCGUCAUCAUCAACGAAGCCGACUCCCUCUCCCGUGACGCCCAAGCAGCCCUGCGUCGGACAAUGGAAAAAUACAUGUCGAACAUGCGGAUAAUCCUAUGUGCCAAUAGCACGAGCCGCCUUAUUGCCCCGAUCAAGAGCCGUUGUCUCCUUAUGCGGGUGGCAGCCCCCAACGAAGAAGAGAUUAUGGCGGUCCUCCAAUCUGUCGCUAGAAAUGCGAAAUUUGAUCUGCCACCAGAGGCCGGGAACAAGAUCGUUGAAGAUUGCGGUGGCAAUCUGAGAAAAGCUAUUCUUGUCCUCGAAGCUCUGAAGAUGCAAUCGCCUGACUUGACUGGGUCUCUGAACAUCGCAAAACCCGACUGGGAGGUCUACUGCCAUAAGGUCGCGGAUCUCAUAGUCUCCGAGCAGUCGCCGGCCCGGGUAAUGGAAGUGCGCACCAAGUUCUACGAACUGCUCAGUCAUUGCAUCCCACCAACUGUCAUUAUGAAGACGGUCGCCGAGCGAGUAGUUGACAAAGUUGACGAAGCUCUGAAAGCGGACAUCAUGCACUGGGCAGCCUUCUAUGAGGUCCGUAUGCGAAACGGGAACAAGAAAAUCUACCACCUUGAAGCCUGGGUCGUAAAAGUCAUGAGCUUAUACAAGCAUUUUAUCUACAACGUCGACAUGUCGGAUUUUGAUUGA